UCAGCUACAAUGCCGGCAUCAGCGCGUGCGAGAAGGGCGGGCGAUGGCAGCAUGCUCUCUGCCUGCUCUCGGAGCUGUCCGAGGAGAGGCUGGAGCGGAGCGCGGUGAGCUACUGCGCCGGCAUCAGCGCGUGCGAGAAGGGCGAGCAGUGGCAGAGGGCGUUGUCGCUCCUGAGGGAGAUGCUGGACGCGGAGGUGGAGCUGGAGGUCAUUGGCUACAACGCGGCGAUUAGCGCCUGCGAGAAGGGCGCGCGGUGGCGGCAGGCGCUGUCGCUGCUCGCCGAGAUGUCAAGGGGGAAGGUGGACCCGACCAUCGUCGCUACAGCGCUGGCAUCAGCGCGUGCGAGAAGGGCGGGCAGUGGCAGUGGGCGCUUUCGCUGUUUCGGGGGCUUCGGGAGGCAAGGUGGAGCUGGAGGUCAUUGGCUACAACGCGGCGAUUAG
Molecule: messenger RNA, 440 nt
Organism: Prorocentrum cordatum
Lineage: Eukaryota; Dinophyceae; Prorocentrales; Prorocentraceae
Source: the annotation of a GenBank genome assembly